Molecule: messenger RNA, 2456 nt
Organism: Vespula pensylvanica (western yellowjacket)
Lineage: Eukaryota; Metazoa; Arthropoda; Insecta; Hymenoptera; Vespidae
Gene: VGlut
Product: vesicular glutamate transporter 1
Exons: 9
Coding region: 290-2212 (640 amino acids)
Biological process (GO): monoatomic anion transport; synaptic transmission, glutamatergic; regulation of synapse structure or activity
Cellular component (GO): synaptic vesicle membrane; excitatory synapse
Molecular function (GO): L-glutamate transmembrane transporter activity; neurotransmitter transmembrane transporter activity
Source: RefSeq, a predicted model, not a curated record
UUUUGUGGAGUCGAACAUGUUUCGUCCGUCAGGGAUCAGGAAUCUUGUUUCUUCUUGAAUUACGUCUUCGUGCAUUGCAAGUUACAUAUGAGUGGUGAUACGUUUCUAGUGAAGUGAUUUUCUUCAGUGAAUUUUCCGAAAGUUUUUAAGAUCAGACAAAGUCGUCCCCUGGAAAGACUAUCGAUCGGGGAUUUCGUAAAUGAAAAAUCAUGUGACUUGGCCUACUCAAGGGACUGCCGAAUAACAACGCAACGACAAAAAGUCCCGAAGCAAGCCCAAUAAUUGGAAAAUGUCUGAAUUCGCGGCGGCGAGUCUUGUGGCCUUCAAUACCUUGAAGUCUAAAGCAUCGGAGAAACUUUCUAGAUUCAGAAGGAGUAAUGCCGGCUACGAGGAGUUUGAAAUGCCUCCAGAGGCAAGCAAAGACAACAGAGGAUUCGAGGACGAGCGUGGAUACAGUAGACAAGCGUCUUACGAUUCGCUUCCGGAACCAGAAAGACCACCGUUACGACAUAUCGAUACUUAUUGCAAACCGGAAUGUCCCUGUUUGUCCAAGAGAUAUACCAUCGCCGUAAUGGCUUGUGGAGGAUUCGUUAUCUCGUUUGGUAUGAGGUGUAACAUGGGAAUGGCAAAACUUGCGAUGAUGAACUCGACCGAGAAAGGCGAACCGAUGAAGUUCAACUGGACGGUCGCUACGGAAAGUGCCAUGGAUUCGUCCUUCUUUUGGGGUUAUCUUAUAACUCAAAUCCCGGGUGGAUUUCUGGCCUCCCGUUAUCCCGCAAAUAAAAUAUUUGGUAUGGCUAUAGCGAUGUCUUCGUUCCUGAAUCUUCUCGUGCCUAUUGCUCUCACGGUCCAUCCGGUAGUCGAAAUGUUCGUUCAAGUAUUGAAAGGUUUUGUCGAGGGCGUUACAUAUCCAGCCUGUCACGGGAUCUGGAAAUUUUGGGCGCCCCCGCUGGAAAGAUCACGAUUGGCUACCUUGGCAUUUUGCGGAUCCUAUGCCGCGAUGGUGAUAGGAAUGCCGCUUUCCGGUCUCUUGAGCGACGGAUUCGGUUGGACGGCGUCCUUUUACUUUUACGGUAUCGCCGGUUUAAUUUGGUUCUGUUUGUGGCUUUGGCUGGCUUUUGAGAAACCAUCGAAGCAUCCUUCGAUUUCCGCGAAGGAGCUACGAUAUAUCGAGGAUUCGUUGGGUCAAGGACAAGUUCCAGCACCGAUACUUACGUUCGCCACAACACCAUGGAAGAAAUUUUUAACGUCGAUGCCGGUCUACGCGAUCAUCGUCGCCAACUUUUGCAGAUCCUGGAACUUUUACCUCUUGGUUCUCUUCCAAGCUCGCUUCCUGCACGAGGCCUUCAAUAUUCCUCUCGUCGAAACUGGCAUGGUCGGUUCGCUCCCCCACUUGAUGAUGACGAUUAUCGUCCCGUGCGGAGGUUUGUUGGCUGAUUAUCUUCGUAGACGUGGCAUCAUGUCGACGACGAACGUUAGAAAGCUCUUUAAUUGCGGUGGCUUCGGCAUGGAGGCAAUCUCCUUCUUGUUAGUCGCGAACGCGACCAUGCACAGGGACGCUACGACGGCGAAUUUUGCUCUCAUUUUUGGUGUCGCCUGCAGUGGCUUCGCCAUUUCCGGCUUCAACGUUAAUCAUUUGGACAUCGCACCGAAAUACGCGAGCAUCCUGAUGGGCAUGUCAAAUGGUAUAGGUACGGUAGCCGGCCUUCUGGUACCGUUUUUUGUCGACUACAUCACGAAAAAUAAGGCUUCCGAAGAGUGGAGAAACGUAUUCAUCAUUGCCGCUUGCGUUCAUUUUUUCGGUGUCGUAUUUUAUGGAAUAUUUUGUUCCGGAGAGUUGCAACCCUGGGCCGAUUCCACGGUCGAGGAACAGAAGAACUGGAAUCCCAUGGACGAACUUAGUCAGACGAAACCACCUGUACCUCCGCCCCCGGCGACGAUGCAGUCAGAAUUUAUUAAACAGCCGUCCCUCGGCGAUGGCUCCACCGCCGAUGAUUGGAACAAUUAUGCUCAACCGACGACGACCGCCGAUCAUACGUACGGUCAACCACAAGAGAAGACGCCCGUUAUAAAUUACGGUUCGACGGAGACAAACAGUAACAAUCCUUUCCACUCGACGAAUCCGUUCGCGACGGAUCUAAACGCGAUUUUGGUUCAGCCACCGGCCAGAGACGAUUAUACGCACGACCUUACGCAGAAUCAAUGGAAUUGAAGUUGAUUUCUUCGCGCUGAUUCUCGAAGCUGAUUACGAGUAGAGAAAAAGAAAUGGGAGGACGGAGUUGAGCGAGGAAAGUAUUCCUUCCACUUUCGAAAGUUUACUUUAUUCGUUUGUUAAUACUCACUUGAAUUUCUUCAACUUGCGUUCAGCCGUCGGCAGAGACGCGUAUUCGUUUUCAAUAAACAUCGCGAUGCAUAAACGAUCGAGAGAACGAUGCUCUACGGAAAAGUGGAGAAUU